AUGGCAACUUUCACACUUCACAAAGAAACAGUUCAAUCAUGGUUACUUCUAAGUAGAACACACAUAUUAUUCCACUUCAUAUGUGUCUUGUUUCUCUUUUACUACCGUAUCAAAAAUUUCAUUGUCACCUAUCCAUGGAUUUUAAUGACACUAGCUGAAACUAUUCUAUCAAUCAUGUGGUUUUUCAACCAAGCGUACCGGUGGCGGCCGGUGAGUCGUUCGGUUAUGACCGAGAAACUCCCGGCGGACGAGAAACUACCGGGACUCGACAUAUUUGUGUGUACGAUCGAUCCUGAGAAAGAACCGACCGUCGAAGUUAUGAACACGGUUGUUUCCGCUAUUGCUAUGGAUUACCCUAGUGAUAAACUUUCUGUCUAUCUUUCUGAUGAUGGUGGUUCUCCUGUUACUCUUUAUGGGAUUAAAGAGGCUUCUGAAUUUGCUAAAGUUUGGGUUCCUUUUUGUAAAAAAUAUGGUGUCAAAUCAAGGUGCCCUAAGGUUUUUUUCUCUCCUUUGGCUGAGGAUGAACAUGUUCUUAGGUCACAUGAUUUUCAAAUAGAAAGAGACCAGAUUAAGGUAAAGUAUGAGAAAAUGCAGAAAAAUAUUGAGAAAUUCAGUUCUGAUCCGAAGAAUCUUUGCAUGGUUAAUGACAGACCUUCUCGGAUUGAGAUUAUAAACGACGAAUCAGAAAUUCCACGUGUCGUUUACGUAUCUCGUGAAAGAAGGCCAUCACUUCCUCACAAAUUUAAAGGAGGUGCCCUCAACACAUUGCUUAGAGUCUCAGGUUUAAUAAGUAAUGGACCUUAUGUACUUGCAGUGGACUGUGAUAUGUAUUGCAAUGAUCCAUCCUCAGCAAAACAAGCAAUGUGUUUCUUUCUUGAUCCAGAAACCUCUAAAUAUAUUGCUUUUGUUCAAUUCCCUCAAAUGUUUCACAAUCUUAGCAAAAAAGACAUCUAUGACAACCAAUCUAGAACUGCUUUUAAGACAAUGUGGCAAGGGAUGGAUGGAUUGAGAGGUCCAGGUCUUUCUGGAAGUGGUAAUUACUUGAACAGAAGUGCAUUAUUAUUUGGAAGUCCAAAUCAAAAAGAUGAGUAUCUUCAUGAUGCCCAAAACUAUUUUGGAGGAUCAACCGCAUACAUAGAAUCACUCAAGGCCAUUCAUGGACAACAAGUUAUGAAAAAGAAUAUUUCCAAAGAAGAAAUUUUGCAAGAAGCUGAAAUAGUUUCAUCUUGCUCCUAUGAAUCAAACACAAAAUGGGGCACAGAAGUAGGAUUCUCAUAUGGCAUUUUACUAGAGAGUACUAUCACUGGCUAUCUUUUACAUUGCAGAGGAUGGAAAUCAGCAUAUCUUUAUCCAAAAACACCAUGUUUCUUAGGUUGUGCACCAACUGAUAUCAAAGAAGGAAUGCUUCAGUUGGUGAAAUGGUUGUCUGAACUUUGCUUGCUUGCUGUCUCUAAAUAUAGUCCUUUUACUUAUGGAUUUUCAAGAAUGUCAACUAUUCAUAACUUCACUUAUUGCUUCAUGUCUAUUUCAUCUAUAUAUGCUAUUGGAUUCAUCCUUUAUGGUAUUGUGCCUCAAAUUUGCUUCUUCAAAGGAAUCCCUUUAUUUCCAAAGGUCACAGAUCCUUGGUUUAUAGUGUUUGCGAUAUUAUACAUAGCCACACAAAUUCAACAUUUGAUAGAGGUAAUUUCUGGUGAUGGCUCAGUUUCAAUGUGGUGGGAUGAACAAAGAAUUUGGAUUUUAAAAUCAGUUACAAGUUUAUUUGCAAUGAUAGAGGCGGUUAAGAAAUGGUUAGGAUUAAACAAGAAAAAAUUCAACUUGUCAAACAAAGCAAUUGAUACAGACAAAGAGAAAAUCAAGAAAUAUGAACAAGGUAGGUUUGAUUUUCAAGGUGCAGCUUUGUAUAUGUCUCCAAUGAUUGUGUUACUCAUUGUCAACACUAUUUGCUUCUUUGGUGGUUUAUGGAGGCUUUUUAAAAUAAGAGAUUUUGAAGAUAUGUUUGGUCAACUUUUCUUAGUAAGUUAUGUUAUGGCUCUUAGUUAUCCAAUUUUUGAAGGGAUUUUAACUAUGAAAAGUAAGAGUGGGUAG
Molecule: messenger RNA, 2085 nt
Organism: Lathyrus sativus (Indian pea)
Lineage: Eukaryota; Viridiplantae; Streptophyta; Magnoliopsida; Fabales; Fabaceae
Source: the annotation of a GenBank genome assembly